Molecule: messenger RNA, 1420 nt
Organism: Diuraphis noxia (Russian wheat aphid)
Lineage: Eukaryota; Metazoa; Arthropoda; Insecta; Hemiptera; Aphididae
Product: leucine-rich repeat and WD repeat-containing protein 1-like
Biological process (GO): chromatin organization; establishment of protein localization to chromatin
Cellular component (GO): nuclear origin of replication recognition complex
Molecular function (GO): chromatin binding; protein binding
Source: RefSeq, a predicted model, not a curated record
UCACUAAAUCUUGAAAUCGAAUACCCAUAAUUCUUGUAAAAGAUUUACGGUAUUUGAAACGUAUUAAUYGAGWACCGGGCUGUUUAAUAUACUACUUUAAUUUUCAUAUAUUAAUCCGUGGUUUCGCGUUCUGCUAACCAUCCUGAUUCCUGAACUCCAGAAUUCUUACCUGAAUGGGAUACGGUGAAAUUAGAAAUCGUACGAAACUUACAUAGCGACUUAMAUCAAUCGACCAUUUGUCUGUCUAACAUCCACCGAGUAUGGUUAAUUUUGUGGCUCAMCAUUUCCUCAGGUGUCAUUCAAAGUCCGACAAUGAUUCGGCUGACGUUUCUACACAGGUAUGGUUUGCGGCCUUCGAACCAUCCAAAACAUCCCACUUAGUGGCCACGUGUGGUGGUAACAAAGUCUGUAUUAUUGACGCAGAAACCGGAAAAGUCCAAUAUAGAUAUACUUAUCCCAAAGGAUUGUUGUAUACAUUAUCUUGGAGCACAGCAUGCCCCCACAAUAAUAUAUUGGCCACUGGCGGGACUACUAAUACAAUUGUGCUUAUAGACAAGUCAUCCAAAUUAGCAUACCUUCACUACAGUUUGUUCCAAGGAAAAAAUAGAAACAAAGGAAAAGUAUUUAUUAGUUCCAUUUUAUUUCAUCCUUCCCAAAAUGUAUUGUUUUGUGCAUUAAGCAAUGGAUGCUUGUACAUACUCACAUUUGAAACUGAUGAAAGUCGUAUUAUAAAUCUUGAACAUCAAUAUUUCAUUGAUCUCAAGUGUGAAAUAUUUGGAUUAGUGUUUUGUGAAAAAAAUGAUUAUUUACUCAUUGCCACUAAUAAAGGUUUAAAAGGAUGGAAUAACUUUCAGAGCAAGGAUCAAGAACUUAUAGAUUUUGAACUUCCAAAAAAUCCUAAUGAAAUGUAUAAGGAUCAAAAUGAAAGUGUGAUUGAUUCAGUUGAGAUUGUUAAAGACAGUUGGAUUGCCACUAAAGUGGCACUACACGGAGUUAUUUACAUUUUCAAUCUAGAUGCAAUGCUGCCUAAAACUAARAAAAACAAGUGUGCAGUAAAACCAAAUUAUAUACUUCAAUGGAGUGAUACAGACAACUAUUUCAUGAGCUGUAGUGUUGGUCUUGAUGGCAAGCUCUUAGCGUGUGGGGAUGAUAAAGGUAGCAUAUGGAUUUACGAUCUGAAGGACAUUGUCUUCAAAUCUUCAAAAAGUGAUUCCAAGGUCAUUACCGUCAAUUCAGUUUUGAAAUGGCCCAAACUUCAAGACAAGUUUUUGAAAAAGAAAAAGAAAUUGGAAGUAGAUGUUUAUGACAUAGUAAUAGCUAAAUGUGCUGUGCACUCUAGUGGCAAAUAUCUUGUAGCUGUAACUAAUAAUAAUUUAGUUUGUUUAUAUAAGAAGUCAACAGUAAAAAAAUAAAAUACGAU